Messenger RNA from Sporisorium graminicola, 2130 nucleotides. RefSeq lists its product as uncharacterized. The record is from RefSeq and is a predicted model, not a curated record. The transcript has 2 exons. Bases 1 to 2130 code for a protein of 709 amino acids. NCBI's taxonomy places the organism in Eukaryota, Fungi, Basidiomycota, Ustilaginomycetes, Ustilaginales, Ustilaginaceae. Gene Ontology annotation, molecular function: flavin adenine dinucleotide binding. Gene Ontology annotation, cellular component: cytosol. Gene Ontology annotation, biological process: tRNA methylation; tRNA wobble uridine modification.
AUGCUGAGGCGAGGAGUUGGCGUGGCUGCUUCAGCCGUGGGGAGUGCCCACCACGCGAUACGACGUUCUACGCGACAACUUGCCACGGCGUCACAAGCCUCGCCACUAGCUGGACCGAGCCGAUCGGAUCUCCACUUUGACGUUGUCGUCGUGGGUGCGGGUCAUGCAGGCUGCGAGGCUGCUGCAGGAUCAGCUCGAACGGGCGCACGCACGCUUUUGAUCACGACGAAUAGGCACAGCAUCGGCGAGCUCAGUUGCAACCCCAGUCUCGGUGGAGUCGGAAAAGGAACCUUGGUACGUGAGGUGGAUGCACUGGGUGGACUCUGCGCCGUGAUUGGAGACAAGGCUGGGAUACAGUUUCGCAUGCUCAACAAGUCCAAAGGUCCUGCCGUGCAUGGUCCCAGAGCGCAAAUUGACCGUUCCCUUUACCGACGACACAUGCAACAAGCGCUGCAAGAGUAUCCGAACUUGACCAUCCUCGAGGCCAAGGUGCAUGGAUUGCAGCUGGAUUGGUCAAGCGCAGGUCUCCACGAUCACGGAGAGGGCAGGAAAGGCAAAGCGACCAGGGCGAUCGUCCGUGGUAUCACAACGGUCGAUGGAACGAGGAUCAGUUGCACUCAAGUUAUCGUUGCCACCGGCACCUUUCUGUCCGCCAACAUUCAUCUCGGACUCGAGUCGAGGCCAGCCGGCCGCAUGCUUCCCCUGCCGUCGAUCAACGACGAUCCUGCUUCUGACGGUCUGAGCCAAAGUCUGGCUCGCGCAGGCUUCGAGCUCGGUCGGCUCAAGACUGGGACCCCUGCAAGAAUUGCUGCCUCCUCGGUGCGACUCGGCAGGCCAUGGCAGCCCGACAGCAACGUCGACCCACACCUAGAAGUGAUAUCCGGUGACGCUACACCGACAGCAUUUUCUUUCCUCAACGACACACCCAAUAUAGACGCUGCUCGCCAAGUCGAGUGCUGGGGUACGCACACAACACCGCACACUCACGACAUUGUACGGCGGAACCUGGACAAAUCGAUUCACAUCAAAGAGACGGUGAGAGGGCCACGCUACUGUCCUUCCAUCGAAUCCAAGGUGAUCCGAUUCAAAGACAAGCAAGCACAUCCAGUCUGGCUCGAACCCGAGGGUCUACCGGGCACAGAGGAUGGUGCGAUUCUGUACCCGAAUGGGCUCUCGUGCACGCUUCCAUCCGAGCAACAGUCAGAGUUGCUACGCAGCAUCCCUGGACUCGAAAACGCCGACAUGGUGCGUCCAGGCUACGGUGUAGAGUACGACCAUGUAGAUCCACGGGAACUUCGCCACAGUCUCGAGACCAAAAGGAUCGAAGGGCUAUGGAUGGCAGGUCAAAUCAACGGCACGACAGGAUACGAAGAAGCUGCAGCUCAAGGCUGCGUCGCCGGUCUCAAUGCUGGUCUCAAAGCCAACGGAAUGGCUCCACUCGCCAUUGGUCGAUCGGAAGGGUACGUGGGAACAAUGAUCGAUGACCUGGUGAUGCAAGGCGUGGAAGAGCCCUAUCGGAUGUUCAGCUCUCGCAGCGAGUACAGGAUGACGCUGCGCGCCGAUAAUGCGGACAAGCGUCUAACACCGCUGCUGCGAGCAGCUCACAUGUGGGCGAUCGACGAAAAGCGCUGGACACGCUUCUGUACGAUGCAAGCCGACAUUGACCAAGCGCUUGCGCUGCUGAAGGCAAAGCGCAUGAGUCCGCACGCGUGGAUGAAGCACGGUUUCCACUGUUCUGGCGACUCACACGAACGAAGCGGGCUCGAUUUGCUCAGGCAGCCGCAGUUGGGCAUCCGCGAUCUGGUCACAGUGAUUCCAGAGCUGGCAGACAUGAGCGAAUUGGUGAUGGAUAGAGUAGAGAUCGAGGCUAGGUACCUGCCGCAUCUUGAGAGACAAGCACAAGAGAUCGAAGCAUUCACCAAGGAAACCAAGCUGCGCUUUCCAGAAGGCUUCGAUUUUCAGUCGGUGCCGGGACUCAAUUCGCAACUACGGGAGAAGCUCGAGCUUCUGCGCCCCACCUCUUUGGCUGCACUCAAGUCGAUCCCAGGGUGCACACCUUCGAAUUACGCUACACUGUGGCGCUAUGCUGUGCAGCCCGACCAUGGAGGACGACCGGUCGACACUUUGUAG